Messenger RNA from Paramisgurnus dabryanus, 1068 nucleotides. RefSeq lists its product as uncharacterized. Lineage: Eukaryota; Metazoa; Chordata; Actinopteri; Cypriniformes; Cobitidae. The record is from RefSeq and is a predicted model, not a curated record. Gene Ontology annotation, molecular function: DNA binding.
AUGUCUAAGGAGAUCAAUAAAGAGGUGACCCGGAAAAGAUACAAUGGUUAUGGUAACGAGAAGCAGCUGAAAGAAUGUGUGGCCAUUCUUGAUCUGGCUCGUGCUGAUUUCCUCGCGGUAUUGGCAAAACUUCAGGGUCCUAAAAAAGUUCCUGCGGAUCAGCUGGACAAGAACGACUGUCUGCUGGUCCUCUAUUAUUUGGAGGCCGUCGUCAUCCUGAAGCACCUACAGCGCCCUGGCGUUGUAACCAACAUGACCGUUGAGGAAUGGCAGGAAAGGAGACACACUAACAACGGCUGUUCUGUGGCCAUUAAAGAGCACAAAACGGCUGCAUCACAAGUGGCAGAAGUGCCUCUGAAUGCUGAACAAGAACAUUGGUUUGACAUAUACUUCAAACACAUUCGGCCACUGAUGCUCCAGGGAUCCAGAACAGGGGGCGACACGAUGGCAGAGGGCCAAUUCUUCAUCUCCAGCACGGGAAGGCCCAUCCACAACCCCUGCAAUGAUCUGGUCAGACUCCAUGGAAAGUACAAAGUCAAACCCGUGACCAGCGGUGAUGCCAGGAUGGCUUUUGAGACGGCAGCAAAGAACCUGCCGGAGACUGAUCGUAAUGCGUUAGCUCGGUUGUUGAGACACACCCCCGAAACAGCAGAGAGGCACUACCGCAUGAGGACUCCGGCAGACGCUCUUCUAGCGCAACGUGUCGUGGAGGACCUGGUUGCAAAAUCAAGUGCUGGAUCCACAUCUUACACCAGCCGAGAGCAGAAGGUGGAUGAGAGGACAGCAUUUGAAAUGCUUAUCCGGUCUUUCCCUGUCACCUUAGAAGGCCAACCUCCAAAGAAACCAAAAAGACAAGAGCUGUGUGGCGAGCACGAGCGGCACUGCUACGACCGCUGGCGUAGUGAGCAGCUGAAGCUACGUGAAUCAUGUGCCCUUGAACACUUUGGUCGACGUCACCCGUCUGUCAGUGCUAUUGAGGCCUGGAUUCAGAGCCAGGGGUGGUCUUCCAACCUUCCACAGGCUGCAUUGAUCCUGAGUCAGUGGGAGGAAGGACAGACAUGAAGACGU